GAUGUUGGCAACUGGAUCACUCCCAGCUCCAGGGUUUGUGUACAGCAACAACCACUCUCAGCUGAUCCUGGUUUUCUUCAACUACUGUAGGUUGUCAUAUAAUGGAGAAACCACUAGAAAAAUGUUUGGACGAACUAUCGCACAGUGCAGGUGUUUCUGGGGUACUGUGUGCUGACAGUCAAGGUCUUUGUCUUGGAGUUCGGGGAAAAGCCUCCUCUACAUCAUCUGGCAUGAUAUCAGCUCUAGCAGACCGAGCAGCCAUGUUGGAGCCUGGCAGCCCACCGCCAGUCAUACUGCUGGAAACUGACAAUAGCCAAUGCCUCAUCCACCGCAACAGUGGAGUUACCCUUGCGGUCUACAAAUCUCCUGAAACCUCCUGAAACUAGUAUAUGCACAUGAUAGUUAGUGCUAUAGUUAUAUUAAGUUCUAUAUAUCUCUUAAUAAGAUAUAAUGUCUAUAUAGAAAGAAAUAUGUCUUGAAUAAAGUAUUAACCACUGUAAUAUU
Molecule: messenger RNA, 504 nt
Organism: Homarus americanus (American lobster)
Lineage: Eukaryota; Metazoa; Arthropoda; Malacostraca; Decapoda; Nephropidae
Gene: Lamtor5
Product: ragulator complex protein LAMTOR5-like
Exons: 4
Coding region: 102-380 (92 amino acids)
Biological process (GO): cellular response to amino acid stimulus; positive regulation of TORC1 signaling
Cellular component (GO): lysosome; cytoplasm; Ragulator complex
Molecular function (GO): guanyl-nucleotide exchange factor activity
Source: RefSeq, a predicted model, not a curated record